Acomys russatus (golden spiny mouse) is the source of this 1292-nucleotide messenger RNA. It is a transcript of the gene Gmpr2, whose product is annotated as guanosine monophosphate reductase 2. Bases 35 to 1168 code for a protein of 377 amino acids. The record is from RefSeq and is a predicted model, not a curated record. Gene Ontology annotation, biological process: nucleotide metabolic process. Gene Ontology annotation, molecular function: GMP reductase activity. The transcript is spliced from 8 exons. Lineage: Eukaryota; Metazoa; Chordata; Mammalia; Rodentia; Muridae. Gene Ontology annotation, cellular component: GMP reductase complex.
ACUUGGAUUUUUAAGCUAACCCCAGCUCUGCAUCAUGCCUCAUAUUGACAAUGAUGUGAAACUAGACUUCAAGGAUGUCCUGUUGAGGCCCAAGCGCAGCACCCUUAAGUCUCGAAGUGAGGUAGAUCUCACAAGAUCCUUUUCAUUCCGGAACUCAAAGCAGAUGUACAACGGCAUCCCCAUCAUCGCUGCCAAUAUGGAUACCGUGGGGACUUUUGAAAUGGCUAAGGUUCUCUGUAAGUUCUCCCUUUUCACUGCCAUCCAUAAGCACUACAGCACCCAUCAGUGGCAAGAGUUUGCUAGCCAGAAUCCUGACUGUCUUGAGUAUCUAGCUGCCAGCUCAGGCACAGGCUCGGCUGACUUUGAGCAGCUUGAACAGAUCCUGGAAGCUAUUCCUCAAGUAAAAUAUAUAUGCCUGGAUGUGGCUAACGGCUACUCUGAACAUUUUGUUGAAUUUGUAAAGGAUGUACGGAAGCGCUUCCCCCAACACACCAUCAUGGCAGGAAAUGUGGUAACAGGAGAGAUGGUCGAAGAGCUAAUCCUCUCUGGGGCUGACAUCAUCAAAGUUGGAAUUGGUCCAGGUAAGUUGGUUCAGUGGUUCCUUGGGGUCACUGUCUUAUCUAACCCUGUAGUGGCAACAAUCACAGAACACUUCACUCUCUUCCCAGGCUCUGUUUGUACAACUCGGAAGAAAACUGGAGUGGGGUAUCCACAGCUCAGUGCAGUGAUGGAGUGUGCAGAUGCUGCUCAUGGCCUCAGAGGCCAUAUCAUUUCAGAUGGAGGCUGCAGCUGUCCUGGAGAUGUGGCAAAGGCUUUUGGGGCAGGGGCUGACUUUGUGAUGCUAGGGGGCAUGCUGGCUGGGCACAGUGAAUCAGGUGGCGAACUCAUUGAGAGGGAUGGCAAGAAAUACAAGCUCUUCUAUGGAAUGAGUUCUGAAAUGGCCAUGAAGAAGUAUUCAGGAGGCGUGGCUGAGUAUAGGGCCUCAGAGGGAAAGAUAGUAGAAGUCCCCUUUAAAGGGGAUGUGGAACAUACUAUCCGUGACAUCCUAGGAGGCAUCCGGUCUACAUGCACAUAUGUAGGAGCUGCUAAACUGAAGGAACUAAGUCGGAGAACUACUUUUAUCCGAGUCACACAGCAGGUGAAUCCAAUCUUCAGUGACUCCCGAUAGGUCGGAGAAGUCUGUCUUCUGAGGCAGCAGCACUCUACCACUGGAGCCUCCAAAAGGGCUUCUCACCCAUCCUGGCUACUGUGGCUGUGGGUUACUAUUCGGCUCCUACCACCUCACUCGAGUG